Marchantia polymorpha subsp. ruderalis is the source of this 1913-nucleotide messenger RNA. The record is from the annotation of a GenBank genome assembly. NCBI's taxonomy places the organism in Eukaryota, Viridiplantae, Streptophyta, Marchantiopsida, Marchantiales, Marchantiaceae.
AGAGGACUGCGUCACCCACUCGGUUGCAGAGGACCUCGUUGGACUUUCGAAUGUGGAGACUGAGAGUGAGGGAAUCGAUUCAAUUUCUCAAGCUUGUUCUCCCGCGGCACUCGGAUUCACAUUCACUCGAUCUUCCAUGAGCACGAGAAUGGAGGAACACACUUCUGAAGUCCUUACAGAGCAGGAAGCCGCUGUCUACGAUCGUCAAAUCCGUGUUUGGGGUGUCGAUGCUCAACGAAGAUUAAGUAAAGCUCGUGUUUUGGUGGUUGGCAUCUAUGGUGUCAUCGCAGAGACAUGCAAGAACUUAGUUUUAGCCGGGGUUGGCAGCUUGACAUUGAUGGAUGAUACACCAGUUACUUUGGAUUCUGCCGCAUCAAAUUUUCUCAUAUACGUAGAUGAGAUCAACAAGGAAGCCAAAUCUGUUGCCCAAGUCUGCGCUGAGGCUGUAGGAGAUUACAAUUCUAUGGUUCGCGUUCAAGUUGAAAAGGGAUACAUCUUGGACAAACCUGGGGAAUUUUUUGAUGACUUUGAUAUCGUCAUUCUGGGCCGAUCAUCACUCGAUCUAAAGAAGAAAGUAAAUGCGUUAUGUCGAUCGAGGCCUCAAAGAGUGGCAUUCUACGCCGUUGAUGUCAGAAAUUCUUGUGGAAGUCUCUUCAUCGACCUCCAAAGCUGCACAUAUAGAUCUCAGAAGAAAGAUGAUGACAAGGAGGUGGAGUACACCAAAAAGUCUUGCAGUUUGGAGGAUUCUCUAUCUGUUCGCUGGGAUUCUUUACCGAAAAGGGCUUCCAAGCUUUUCUUUGCAAUACGGAUUGUUGAGGAGUACGAGCAAAAAGAGGAUAAGCAGCCCGGACAUCUUACAACUAAUGAUUUGCCAGCUUUGCUGGUUUUCGGCACUGAGCGUCUGCAAGCACAGGGAUUGGCGAUGUCCAUCGCUGUUGAAAACCUUUUGAAGAAAAUUGCGGAAGCUGGGACAUUCGAACUUUCUCCAGUUUGUGCAAUCAUGGGAGGUAUCCUGGGGCAGGAAGUGUUGAAGCUCUUGUCUUGCAAAGGAGAACCAAUCAAGAACCUUUUUUUCUUCGACGCGUCUGAUGGGAAGGGCAUGAUUGAGGAUGUGUCUCCUUGAACGACAGGACAUCAAAAGCUGGAGUCUACAUUUUAUUUACAAUUUUUCAGCCCAACUUAGCACCGAAGAGCUCUCACGUAGUGCUUAAGUUUCUUGUCACGGGGAUUGGACUAUUCCAUUUACUACACCCACAUCUCGAUGGAUACAACAACCACACAAGCAUGUCGAAGGACUCUUUUCCGUACUUUUGUCCGUCGCUGUACAUAACAGAAGCAAUGGGUUUUUCCGAAGUUGUUGCAGUUGCCCAUGGAUUACCAAUUUUCCUUCCGGCGAAUGAAGUUUGAGUAACGUACAGGAGCCACGACGUGGCAUCGCGGUUGUUUUUAUACAAAUAUGCUGCUGAGAAGUUUUGAGCUCACAUUGGCUGGCUGCUGAUCCUAUGGGCCGAUAGUUGGAAGGGUAGGGUACUGUAUUUACAAGGUCCAGAGUUCUGAGUAUAGAAAUCGGCCAGACCAACUCUGUCAUCCUAUAGAGUUUUCUCAUCUAUUUGGCGACAUAAAUACAGUUCAGUAGAGCACAAAUGACGUUACGAGGCACAUCCUUAUUCCUCUGGCAAUGUACGGAGAUGCAUGGAAAGCUGGGCAGGUACGUCAGAUAGAUGUUUGUGUGAGAGGGUGCAGGUCAUUAUCUCAAGUCGCUCGAGGUAGCUUACCUGCCGUUACCUUCUUGCAUACGGGCUGUGUAUAGUAUCGUCCUACAGCGCCUUUGCUUUGUACUUCUCUUGAUGGCUUGUGCCAUCGACCUUUGUAUUCCAUGCUCCGCGGUUUUUCAGACGAUGUGUUUCCACCCU